Messenger RNA from Zasmidium cellare ATCC 36951, 1674 nucleotides. RefSeq lists its product as uncharacterized. Gene Ontology annotation, molecular function: serine-type carboxypeptidase activity. The coding region runs from base 1 to 1674 and encodes 557 amino acids. Gene Ontology annotation, cellular component: fungal-type vacuole. NCBI's taxonomy places the organism in Eukaryota, Fungi, Ascomycota, Dothideomycetes, Mycosphaerellales, Mycosphaerellaceae. The transcript has 4 exons. The record is from RefSeq and is a predicted model, not a curated record. Gene Ontology annotation, biological process: proteolysis.
AUGAAGACGUACUUGUCCGCUGCGGCGGUCUUACUGCCUGGGACUUUGGCACAGUUUAUCAAUGCUCCGACAGACCUAACCAGCAAAGAAGGAUCAGCUGGCUACACUGUGAGGUACAAGGAGGUUCCUAGUGGGAUCUGCGAGACGGUCGAAGGAGUGAAGAGCUAUUCUGGCUAUAUCGAUGUGGCCGAUGAUAGACAUCUCUUCUUCUGGUUCUUCGAGGCCCGCAACCAGGAUCCUACAACAGCACCUCUUACCAUUUGGAUCAAUGGAGGCCCUGGCGAUCCUUCACUGGUCGGACUCUUCUCUGAGAACGGGCCUUGUUCGAUAGAUUACGAUGGCAAUCUGCAGUACAAUGAGUACUCUUGGAGCAAUUCCAGCAAUAUGCUCUACCUGGACCAGCCAGUAGACACGGGCUUCAGCUACUCAAUCCCACUCAAUGCAUACACAUCCGCGGAUGGAUACAUAGUCACACUUCCAGAUGCGACCUGCCCUGACUACGCCCCAGCUGACUCCUGCGGCACGCUCUCAUCAGCAAACGCAAGCCUGACAGCCAACUCAACUCCCUCAGCAGCACCAGACUUCUACGCCGCUCUGCAAGGCUUCACCGGUGCAUUCCCGCAGUACUCCAGCAACGGCAUCCACCUCGCCACAGAAAGCUACGGCGGGCACUACGGCCCCAUCUUCGCAGACUAUAUCCUCUCACAAAACGCCCUGAACACAGCCGGCACCACCCAAAGCGACCUCCGCUCCGUGGCAGUCGGCAACGGCUGGUUCGACCCCAUCACGCAAUUCCAAGCCCACUAUAACUUCACCGUCUCCCCAGGAAACAACUGGAACUUCAAACCCUUCAACACCUCCUCCGAAGCCCAGCUCUACAACGCCCUCUACGGCGAAGGAAACUGCCUCGACCAACUGCUAGACUGCAACGCCCGUGGCGACGACGGGAUCUGCUCCGCGGCAGAUAACCUCUGCUACCAGGAAGUCGAGUACCUCUACGAUACCGUGACCGGCAGGGACGAAUAUGACCUGCGAUACCUUUCUCCCAACCCCUUCCCGCCUACCACCUGGGUGAGCUACCUCAACCGCCCGGAGGUCCAGCAGGCGAUCGGCGCGUUCACGAAUUUCUCCUACUCCGUCACGAACCUCGGGACAGGAACCGUCGCCACGGCGUUUGGGACUACGGGCGACGACGCGAGGGUUUUCGAUAUCCCAGCUAAGAACAAGAAGUUGGUGGACGAGGGGGUGUACGUCGUGCACUACAAUGGCGAUGCGGAUUAUAUGUGCAGUUGGAUCGGCGUCGAAGCCGUCGCCACCUCCAUCGACGCGCCAGGCUGGUCCGGCGCCGGGUACGAGAACCUCACGACGUCCGACGGCCAGGUCCACGGCGUCGUCAAGCAGUCUGGGAAAUACAGUUUCGUCAGGAUCUAUGAUGCUGGGCAUCAAGUCCCCUUCUACAAGCCCCUAGCUGCGUUGACCUUGUUUGAACGAAUGCUGAAGCAGACGGAUAUUGCUACGGGAGAGGAGAGUGUGGAAGGGUAUGUGAGUGUUGGGCCGGCGAGGAGUACUUAUCAGAAUGACAAUUCGACGAUUCAGAUGGAGGUGGUGGAUGAGAGUUGUACUUACAAUACGGAGACGGAUUUUCCGGAGUGUGGAUCUGCUGGCACUCGGUAG